ACCUACCUAAUUGCUAAAUCUAAGCCUUAUCUAAGCCUAGUAAAUCUACAAAAUAUUAAUUUAUAUUGAAAAACAGAAAUGGCUGAAAUGUUAAAAGAAUGGCUUACUAAACGCUUACAGCGUCCAAUAACAUGGGAGGCUGAAGAGUUUGGAAAUAAAAUGAAAAACGGUUACAUCGUAUCAUGCGUUUUACGAAGCUAUCAUGUCAUUAAUGAUGAAAAACAUUAUCUAAUAAGGUCAGGUAAUAUCGAUGUAGACAUUAAAAACAACUGGAGAUUGCUAAAAGAAUGGCUGCGUGAUUUAGAAAUAAAUUUGACUGAUGAUGAUACACAAAACAUUAUAGAAGGCAAAGGUUCUACAUUGCUUCGCCUAUUUUAUCAACUCUUCCUUCACUUAGACAAGAUGGAUCGCACUAACUUCAUUAAAGAAGAAAGAAAAAAAGUAUCGAGUUUAGUAGAUAAAAUGGAACAUCGAUUUACAGUUAAAAGGGUGGAAGAGGAAGAAGAAUCUUUUGUUGAUGAUCUUUCCAAACCUUUGUUAGAUCAAAAACUAUUUAUUGAAUGGCAGAGAAAAAAGGAAAAGGAGGUUAAAGAAACGUACGAUUACAUGCGACAUAAAUAUUCAAAAAUGUUAGAAAAAAUUGAAGAAUCUAAAGUACCACUGCAACAUCCAGAAGGAAUAGUGAAAAAAAGAACUAUGAUAAAUAAAAAAGAAAUGGAUGAAUUUUCAUUGAAAUAUCCUUGUGAAUUCAAAAAUUAUACCUAUGAAGACCUGCUUGAUUUAGAACAAAAAGCUGUAGACAGGCAGAAAUCACUUAUAGAUACUGAAUGGGCUAAAAAUUACAUGGAUAACCUUUACAGUAGAAUGCACAAAAAGUCUGAUUCACAAGAAUUUCAAAAACAAAUAAGAAAUGUUAUAAGUGGAUCAUUAUGGGAUCUUUCGAUUGCUGAAGAAGAAUCUAAAUUGGAUACAGAGCUCUCCAAAAAAGUGAUGAAAUUGUCACAGUUUGAAAAACAAAUGUGUACUCAAAUCAUGGAAACUAAGCAGCAAGCACGUAACUUAGCAAAAAAUAGAAUUCAAGGAGAAAUAGAGUUUGCUGACCAGAGAACCCGUCAAUUUAUUCAAUUUCUUGAUAACGUGAAAGAAGAAAUUAAUUUAGGAAUGGUUGAGAUUGAUUUUGAAAAGAAAAGACAAAAUAUGCUGCACAAGAAAUUAUAUGCAGAGAAAAUUAAAAGAAAAAGACAGCACUAUUAUGAAAUAUGCUAUGAUACACUACUAUCUAUUGUUGACUUUGCGACAAAAUAUGCGUAUUUCUCAAGAUUAUUGAAUGAUGACAUACCAGACCAUUUUAUCCACGAAUGGAAAGCGUUAUACUUUAAACAUCAACCUAUAUUUGAUAUUUGUCAACCGAUGGAAAAUAUUUUAGAAGACAUCGGAAUCGAGGAAGAGGCAGAUCCCAAAGAAGAAGAAAUUAUACGGCUCGAAUUAGACAGACAAGAAGCUUUGAAUGAUAGCGACUUUAAUGAAUACCACAAUUAUCUACAUCCUUGGACAUUGAAUUUGUUAAUUCCAAAUUACGAUCCAGAAUCGGAAGAAAGAAAAUAUGAAUACUUAGGAUCUAAAAUAAUGGGGCACUUAGUGUAUACUCUUCUUGAAAUGAAGUAUCCAUAUCCCCCUCAAAGACCACCAGCUGAUUUACCCACUUAUUCUGCAAAAGCUAUUGUUCGUGGUCUCCCUGAUAGAUCAAUUACAUUCGCAAUGCAAACACUUCUUAAUAACCAAAAAAUACAUGUCGUGCGCCUGGAAUCUGCUAUUAAUUAUUGUCUAAGGAGGUUUAAAAUUGAAAUGGUAGGAUGCACAGAUAUUGAGUUAUCAUUUGACAAUUUCAUGGCCGCUGCUCGAGAAGAUAAGGAUAAAGAGUUAAUUAAAUUAAUGAAAACUGAAGGUGACGUUCUAAGUAAAAGUAAUGAGGUAGUUACUCCCUUAUCAGGACCUUUAGUCGCUAAUACUAAACAAACUCAAACACCGAAAACCAUCCCAGAAGAAGAAAUUACCUUAUCAAAUCCAGCAGAACUUGGUCGAUAUGCAUACCAAUCAUUAAAUUUUGGUGAUUCUCUUACUGCUCAUUUAUUAUCUGCUAUGAUAGUUGAGUAUUUAAAAGAUCAAGAUAAUAUUAAUGGAUUCGUAAUUAUAAACUAUCCGAACUCUUAUCGCGAAGCACAAAUUUUAGAGGAAACAUUUUCGGGGCGAGCUCCACCGGAUGAAGAAGAACUUGAUGACCGGGAUGAAAUUUAUCUUGAAGAGAGCAUUAUUAAGCAUAGAAAAAAAGAAUAUGAUCCAUAUAAAGAAGUAAGAAUUUCUAAACUCGUAAAUGAUCCCCAUAAAAAAAGAAUCACAACACCAUUUACAAGUUAUUUUAGUUGCUACCUUAAUCUAAAGGAAACCGAAGAUAUUCUGCAGGAGUUUGUCAUUUGGUAUUUAACAGAAGAAAAUUCUGAUAUGAUUGAUAGAUUUUACGCUGCGUUAGGAAUCAAUUAUAGUAUGUACUACGAAAUAAUAGAAAAAGAACAACUUUCUUUAAUAUGCAAAUACAUAAUAGGUGAUUAUGCAUUGCAAGUAACGUCAGUCGAAUUAUUAUUUGGAGAAAAUGUUUUAAGUUGUCUCGAUUUUCCUAGUUCUGACGACAAAAGAACUAAGUCUAAAAUUGUCAAGCCUGAAACGUCUAUUGAAAAAUCAAAAGAAAAAUUCGGUCGUUAUUCAAAAUCUAGUAAGUCUUUAUCUUUUGUUAAUGAUUUUGAAGUUGUAAAGACACCUGAUUCAGUAGGAAAUGUUCAAAAUGAUGACACUAUAAUUGUUGAAAACACUGAGUUGCAAGAAAUUGAAAGUAAGUCUUCUAGAACGCUUACCAGUGUAGAAGAAAUAAACCUAUUAGCAGGUGAAGAGGACUGGGUCUACGGUAAAUUACCUAUAUCUGAGAUUAUAGGUGUAGCAUUAGCAACUUGCUGGGAACAAAUAGAGAAAACAUACAUACACGACAUGCAGCAACUAUUUUUUGGAAUACGCCUACAGAUGAAUUGCCUUAUUCCAUAUACCAGAUUUAUAAAAGAUAAAAUGGAACAAAUAAUAACGCUUCCCUCUCCUAAACAAGAUUUAGUAAGUAUUUUUCAACAAGAAUAUAACAAUUUUGAAAAUGACUGGCGUGACAUAAAUUUGGCUAAAAAUGAAUGGCACUGCAGAAUAAAAGAGUUGCAAAAAAAGCUUUAUAAAAUAUGUGACGAAAGAAAGUUACAUGCCGAGACGCAGAGAAAUUCACUAAUAUGUGAAAAUUGGUGUAUGGAAGAAUUAACGACUAUGGUUAACACAUACAUUUCUUGUAUGCAGACAGAAUUGAAUAGAGCUAUGUUGACAUACCAAAGUUUGCAUGACUUUUAUUUUGCAAUGAUAAAAGGUUCUCCACCUCAAGACAGGUUAACUUCUAAAGAGUUAACUAAAAUAUUCAAAGAAUCCGAUGAAACAUCUGGAAGUAGAAAAGGAGGAGAAGAUAAGGUAUAUCGACAACUGAAAAAUUCUUUCCAAGAUAUACAGUUAAGAAAUAUUGAAAUAGACUUCAGCAACAAUCCUUUUAAUAUGAUAAUAGAAAACAAUGUUAAAUUUGCUCUUAAAUUAAUUAAAGAUGUCAACGAUUCAUACAGAUCACUUAUAAGUCGUGAAUAUAGUGAGAUAGCUAGAAUAGUUACACAAACAAAAAAGAAAGAAGAAAAUACAUCAGAAGAUUCAGUUAAUAAUGAAGAAACUUUUAAAUUGAACGCCCUUAAAUGCAUAGAUGAGUGGACGAUGGGAAUUAAUGGUGAAAUGUUUAGAGCCAAUCUACGUCUGCUUGCUUUACAAUACAAAUGUUAUAAAGACAUGAAAUUAUUUAAUGACAAUAUUUACAAAGCAUUUAAGGACGUCCAGAAUUACAUAGAUGACUAUUAUUUAAAUGAGAUUAAAUCUGUAGAUCGCCUUUGUAAAUAUUUGCAAAUGGCUGUAGAAGGUGGCAAAAGGAUUCCAGAAAAUCUUAUACUCGAGCAGGAUACAUUCAUUAUAGAUCCAAAUUUGUUACAUUUUCCUGCAACAGAACCGGAACGUGGAGGAAAAUUAGCUAAAGAAAUUGUAACCAAUUUAGAAUUCAAAGUUGGAGAGCUAGCUAGAUUGCGUACUCAGUUUAAAAUUGUAGCACCAACAGGUAUAGCAUUGCAACAAGCUUUUAUUUUUUUACUACAAGAUUUCUUAUAUUUUGGCAAGGAAUCUUGCGAUGGUUCAUUGUUUCCCGAGGAAUGGAAACGCUUAGACCCCGAACAAAUUCCUAAAUUAGUAUUUUUGUUAUUCGGAGAUACUGCAUACAUUCAUUGGAGAGAUUUUCUGAUCUAUUGCCUCAAUAUAAGAUUUCCAACUGUAGAAGAAUUAUUGUUACUUCGUAAAAACUUUCGUUGUCAAGAUCCUGAAUCAACAGAAUUGAUUUCUAGAGAAGACUAUAGCAAAGAAUCACUUUGGUUUGAAGAUGAUUUUGAUCCAGAAGAUAGACAUGCUCAAUUAAGAAAAACCUUAAUUAAACAUUUUCUAUUUGAACUUUUCGAAACUGCUGAGAAUGUUAUGAACUACUCUGCAUUUUUGUUGGCUUUUUGUAAGAGUGCAGAUCCAAUCGAAGGUUUUGCUAAAGCAUUAUCAAUGGCUGUUGGCAAAAAGAUUUGCUUCAGCUUAACAGAAUGCGAAGAAGUGGUGUGUAAGUUGAUAAGAGAUAAGAAAUAUAAAGAUGAGUGUUUAGCUUGCGCUCUCAAAUGUACAACUCAAUUUCUAGAUAAGCUUAUAACAAACGUGAUUAAUACUUGCGUGGGGACUACUAUUUAUGAGCUUGAGUAUACGGAACCCCCACCCGAUUCAGAUAAAAAAGGCAGUAGAGGUAAAGUAGGUGGAAAAGCCAAAAAAGUUCAAAGUUCUAUGAGUGCUCGUUUACCUAGAACGCAAAAAAGUCUUACAGGUCGGAACAAGACACAAUCUGCUACUGACGUCAAAUCUACUUAUAUCUGUAGGCCUUGCGAGGAAGAUACUGUAAUACUUGAAGAGAAGCCACUAGAGAUUGUAGAACCAGAGGAAGAACCAAAAAUUGAACCACAAGUAGAUCCUAAUUUAGUUUAUUCUGUUAGCCAGAACGUUAUAUGGAACGUGCUCAAUGUUUGCUUACCAUGGUACUUUUGGUUAGCACCUGAAGAAAAAGCUACACCAUAUAAACAACAGGUGGAAGAAGUUAUGAAACGACUCGAAGUUAACACUGAUAAUAAAGAUAUUUACGUGUGCCAGUUUGUGUCUGAUGCUAAUGUUUGUAAAAUUCUACACAAAUCGAAGAAGUUUGUCGCAUUGAAUUUAGCGGAAGAAAUACAAAAUGUAUGUACGUGAGAAUAGUGGAAUUAUACAACACUGUAACGUUUUCGACAUGCAUUGCUAUUUUUUACUUCAUAUUUAAAAAGCGGAUA
Molecule: messenger RNA, 5510 nt
Organism: Maniola jurtina (meadow brown)
Lineage: Eukaryota; Metazoa; Arthropoda; Insecta; Lepidoptera; Nymphalidae
Product: sperm flagellar protein 2-like
Exons: 3
Coding region: 79-5433 (1784 amino acids)
Source: RefSeq, a predicted model, not a curated record